This is a messenger RNA of Pygocentrus nattereri (red-bellied piranha), 9424 nucleotides long. RefSeq lists its product as uncharacterized. The coding region runs from base 5676 to 8246 and encodes 856 amino acids. NCBI's taxonomy places the organism in Eukaryota, Metazoa, Chordata, Actinopteri, Characiformes, Serrasalmidae. The record is from RefSeq and is a predicted model, not a curated record. The transcript is spliced from 17 exons.
ACUUCAUUGGAAUUGGGGUUGUAAAAUUAGGGAGCGUCAAGAGAGAAGAAAAUUAAUCUAGCUACAUAAAUCAUAAUAACAGCAGGCUAACAAAGAAUAAAUGCAUCUGCAACGUAGGAACCAACACAGCUGGUUACAGAAAUGUUAGCCUUGAGGAACUUGAUUUCAUGGCUCUCAAAAUGGAAAAAAUACCAACCUAGAGUGAGUCAGGGGGCUGAAAGGAGUCCCUUUCAACUGCCCAGUAAGCCAUCUUCUGUUUUAUUUUACUGGACACUGAUCCAAUGAAAUAAAUCACUCAUGCGUUAUGUGCGUUUUGAUUGACUGAAGUUGAGAUGUUUGUUUUCCUGAGUUUUAAAUGAAUGACAGUAUGCCUUACAUUAUGCAUCUCAAGUACAAUAUAGUUUCAUGUAGGUUUUAAACUACUAAAGUUGCGUGAAAGUUUAAAGUGUAAGCCACCAUUAGGCUUAGGCUUAUACUUAAACAGAUGCAUUCCUCAAACAAAAGAGCUCAAACAGUUCAAAGUUAAUCAUAAUUAUUUAUAUGGCAAAUGAUCAUCUGCUGAUAUUCCAUGAUUAAUUAUCAUUUGAUAUUUUCACCAUCAUUUUACUUGCAUUUUAUACAUCUUUAUAUAUUUUUUCAGGACAUUUUCAGAUGUAUCAUUUGAUUGCCUGAAAGAACAUACUUCUAGUCAAAUUUUGACUUUCCAUGUUCUUAUGAUGAAAUUUCCAGUUGUUGGAGCUUUGUGUUCAUGCCAAACAGAACUUGGCUAUGAAUUUACCAAUAAUUGAAAAUCUCUUUGCAACUGCACAGGGCACCACUCCAGCCUAUUGGCUGUGGGACCACUUCAACCAGUCACUCAGUCACUUAUCGUACCAUUGGAGAUAAGUGACUUGACUUCAUGAUGCGGCAGGCUGGCAGAAAUUAGAGGAAAACAGCUGGAAAAGGUUGUAAUUAACAAACUGAAUAUGAUUUACCCUACCAACUGCAAAUUAAAAUGGAAAUCAACUUGCAUUCAUUAGCUACAAUGAAAUUGAUCUCAUAUUCUGAAGGCUUUAGUAUGGGUGAGUCAAGUGUGCCUCAGCGACAAUAUCUUUGAUUUCCCACGGAAGAUGAGAAAAUAAAGGGUUUCACCAUUGCUCUCAUAUCUUGUCCAAAUUAUAGGCUUCUUUCAUGGUAGCUUUUAUGAUUCUUGUUAUUCAAUUACUAUCACUGCCCUCCAGAGUCCUAUAAUAAUAGUGACAUUUUCAGUGAUCAUUAUUAUCUUCCACUGUUCCUCACCUCUAUGCUGUUAAGCCAUUUACAGUGACAGUCCAGCCAUGGCAACCUGACACAUCAAGAUAUAUUUCAGGUGAACUGAAAUAAUUCACUCUUAUCUAAUGGGCGUUAGUUACCAGAGCUGAUGAGCAGAGGUGAGUUGUCAGUUGUGCUCCAUAGCUCCAGUAAUGGGGAGUAUAAAAGACCUGGCCUUCUAGGCUGACGGGAAAAGGUUGAACUGAGGCAGGUCCAGCUGGGGGAGCUGCAGCCUGGGCUGAGGCGCAGCGGCAGGUGCCUGUGUCAGAGGUCACUCUCAUUCUUCCAGCAGGUGUGAGGCAGAGCUUACCUUAAUGAUGCUUACAGGAGUGUUCUGUAACGUCAGGGGAAGAGAAAACAGCAGCGCCAGAUGCUCACUGUUACAAUGCUGAGAUUACUGUAGGAAGAAAGGAGGCUGCUGUAUGAGUGAUAAUGUACAAUUUAAUUUCACCUACAGUAAUGUGCACUCUAAAUCAGUGGUAAAAACACCGGGAACAAAUAGCAAAGUAGUAGUAGGUAGCAGUUUUGAACUAGCUUAUUAUUUAUGUCUUAACUCCAAACUCCCAGAUGUAUUUGAAUUAUCACCAUGCCUCACAUGCUUUUAUAAAAUGAAUUUAUUUCUGCACCCAGGAGCUUCUGGAGAGCUGACUGGCAAUGAUUGAAGGAGGUGAUGUUAGCUAUAGCUAUAAUACAUGGCCUCCAGCCUUUUAGACCAUUGUCACUACACAGUUCAUAGAUUUUUAAAAAGUUAAUGAUGGGUGAUCUAAUUGCUGUAUUUUGGAGCAAUUUAGGUUCCAAACCCCCUCUUAUGAGCUUAGGUGAAAAGAACACUAUUCUCUUUCCAAAAAAUUGUUUAAGGAAGACCAGAAUGGUAAAAUGUUGGUAUCUUUUCAGCAUAAACUGAUAAUGUCUUGCCUUCAUGGUGUUGCUGCCUCACUACUUCACAUGACUCAAACAAUAAGUUUUGUGUUUGUUACUGAAUAAUGUGCAUGGAGGCUCAUUUGACAGAAAAUGUGGUUUGCCUUUAGGAUAACAUGUAUGCUAGCUAGUACAGCUGAUCUAGCAAAUGAACAUGCGAUACGUUUUAGAACCAACAGAUUGGUUCUAAAAAAUUAGGUGUUAUCAUUUUUUUUGAGUAAAAUAACUCCAUAAUUCAAGGUUGUGUCCCAUACAGCGUGCAUUCCAAUACAUAUCCUAAAAAUAACAGAGCAGGGUUUUACUUGUGUGCAGUACGAUUUCUGCCACUAUUGAUGACUUGAGUCUACAUCUAAACUGCUACCUUGGCCAUCUUACCAUCUGUACCCCAGCACUGUACUGUAAGUAAUAACAAACAUGUUUUAGUGAAUGCAAAAAUGCACACUGCAGAAGUGUUAGAUUCUCUUUGCCUCUUGUCAAGUGCAAAUAUCUCAGUAAACACAGUAGAAUACUGAAAGAGCCACUGAGGUUUAUGAAAAUGUGCUAUUGAUUGAUAUGAUUCAGAAUGAGAACUUUUUAUAGGCAGAGCUAAGUGUAUGUGUCUUCACUGGAUGUUUAUGAGAGGGUGUAUGUGUCCAUUUUUAGCCCUUUUUGGAUUAGCAGAUGACUGGCAUUCUGGAUAAGCAUUGGUAUGGGGAUAAGGCAUUUAUAAAUAUCACUGAUUGUCUUUUAAGGCCCUGGCCAGGCAGACAGCUUAAUGACCCUGAAGUUCUACUGAGAGAAAGCAUUUCAAUCUGGACACAAGGCCUGCGCUUUUGAACAGUUCACCUGAUCGCAGUGUGUGAAUGCGUGUGGACGGACUGAACGGUUGCACACUGUUUGCUUUUAGAUAAUAUCUUGUAACUGACCCAAAAGCCACACACCACACAGAGUUACCAGAGACUCAAAGUUCUCUCAAAGGAAUUUAGCAUUAAAAUUACUUUCAUUUUUUCUUUGAAGGAAAAUUUCUUUUAUCUUUUAUUCCAGUGGUCUGGUCUGAUUGUGUUUGACCAAUGUCUUCUUGCUUUGUGACACUGGAUAUAUUUGUACCUUUAAUGAACUCCGUGCAUAUAGAAAUUACUAUAUCUUAGAUUGGCCUACACAGAAGAAAUGUUGCACUGAUUUGAUUUGAUUCAAACAUGCGUUUCAUUUUCAUAUAAGUAAAAUACAUUACACUCACACAGUGGCUGAGCUGUAAAUAAAAAUCAGGGGCAAUCGUGGGUUCAGACAUUUAGGUUGGGUUGAGGUGGGAAUGCCCAACCCGGUCUCACUCCCUAUGCGUAUGAAAUCGUACGCAAAACUAAACACUGGGAUGCGUACUCAUGCGUACGCAGAGAGCUGCGUACAAAUGUUACGCCGCUAUCAAAUACAUGUAAAUACUCGCCGAUUCCCGACAAAUCGAUCCCUAGGCUAUAUUUAGGUGUCCAAACUGAUCGUAGUAUCUACUCUGUACAGUAUAUUAACGCAAACGCUAAAAAAAGAUGAGACAUUUGACGUUUUACGAGUUGAGAGAGAGAGACAUAGAGAGAGAUGCACUUACUGAGCGAAUGCCUAGAAUACAGUGGGAUUCGGUCAGAAUUCUUCACUAAAAAGACCAACAUAAUCGCUUUAUUAAAACCCUUCCUGAGCAAUGAUGUCUGAGGUAAAUAUAAGCGUGCUAUACACUGGAGCACAGUAUGUUCAGGCCUGCCACAGAGUAAGGGACGGAGAUACACACCAAUGAGCACACACGUUAUUAUUAAUUAAUAAUAAUAAUAGUAUUAAUAUUAGUAAUUAAUAUAUUAUUCAUAAUUCUGUUAUUAAUUAAUAAACUAUGAGAGUUUAAUAGUUUCAUAGUUUAGGGUUUGUUCGGUUUGUUUUUGGCUACUUUUUUCUGAUGUGUGGAGACAAACGUAAUUUUCACCUAAACGUAUUCCUUCUUUUAUUCUCUGUUUCUGGUUCUUCUCAGGUUCUGAUAUGCCUAAAUGAACUGAUUAGUAUCCAAGCUCAAAUAAUGAUGGAUUUUACAUCUUCAGAAGUGAUGUGCGAGGUUGCCAAUUUAACAAAGGAAUUUACUUUUAGUCAUUCUUGUUCGUUUUAGUUAACCUCACUUGUAACAGGAAUUCAUUCAUAAUAGACCACGUAUGGAAACAUCCCAAUAUAUGUAUGUAUUUAGUUAACAAGAAUGUGCUCAGACAAAGACUCUUACUGUGAAGUUCUGGUUGCAUUGGUAAGGUUGCUAUCCAAUUUGAGCGCGAUUGCGACCAUCGAUAUCAAGGUUUUGAAGCAAAGAUCGUUUAAGGGAGGGUCUAAGUUAGGGCACUACAUUUCAUACAGCCUCAUUUAUGAAAGCUAAUGCAUUGAAGUGAAAGUGAGCGCCCCCCAUCUUUCGGACUGUGUGCACUUCCGCCCGAUCCUCUGGACACGGAACCACAGCUCGCUUUUCCCUCCACACGGUGAGUGUGUAAGCAGUCCGGUGCUUAACUUGACUUCGUUUUAAUAACAGACACAUGCAAUUCUGAAUACAUUAACAGUUUUUUUUCAUUAAUAUAAACUUAAAUAAAAUGCAAUAUUAAGUAGGAGCUCGGUUUAACAUCCCAAGAGUAUAAGACAAAUGUGCACAGUCUGGUCAUGCUGCUAGCUAAACUAGUAAACUAGCUUAGAUUAGCUAGCAUGCCUUUAAUAAACUUGAGAUUUUAAUCACUCUUCCUUUUGUAAGUAUCGCAAUUUCUAUAAAGUUAUGUUGCCCUGUGCACCAUGUAGUAGUUUACUUUUGACAUGCUAAGAAUGCGUGUCGGUGUUUAACAGGUGAAAAUGUUCUUUGCUAGCUAGCAUUAGAGCUGGCCUAAUUAGAGCAUGUGCCUAAUAUGUAUACCUAAAUAAUCCACAGGUCUACACUAACAUUACUCAAACUGUAUGUCCAUUAAUGAAUGAUAUAGAAAUGACAUUACAGCUAGAGCUGGUUGAUAUGUGAAUUGUGAAAACAUGAGUAAGAAGUUUUCAUGAUACGUGGUAGUAUUUAAUAAAUGAGUUAAAAUAUUUUCAGAGUAUAAACGCACAAUGAUAUUUUUUUAAACAUUUCACACACUGUGCUCUACCAAAUCUAGUUGGAGAGGCCUAAUUACUUUUAUUACUGACAGUAUCUGCAAUAUGCUCCGAAAAAUUAUAUGGUAACAUUAAAUGUUUUGACAUCUUUUUUUUUUCUUUUCACAGACCUUUCAGAUCCCUCCUCACAUCCAUCUAUCUCUCUAUCCUUUAUAGCGACCCAACGGCACUUUUAAGAGCCACUCGUCUGUCUGUCUAUCCAUACAUCCAUUCAUCCAUCCAUAUAUCUGUCUGUCUGUCUUGGUGUUUAUCUGUCUACCUGUUUAUCUGUCUGCAUUGUCUGUGUGUGUGCAUCUGUUGUCUGUCUGUGUAUCUGUAGGUGUCAUAUUUUUGCCUUCAUUUACACCAUGGACUCUGAAGGAGACUCUGGUAAUAAAUUCCACAAGCUUCUUCAGGAAGCACAGAGACUUGCAGCAGAGCUCAAUCCAAAAUUGGCAAAGAAAAGAAGGUCGGCAAAACCCGUAUCUGGUGUUGUUAGUUGGAGACAGAGGGAUAAUUCAGGACAAAUUAUUCCAAAAUUUCCCCCAAAGACUUAUAACUCGACUACACGUAAAAGGAGCAGUUCUGAAGUGGCUGAACCAGUAUUUCAGCAGCCUGAGCCAACACCUUAUGAUAGUGCUCAAGAACUUAAUGCACUGCAAGACAUUCUCAGGGACAUUCCUCCACAAGAGAAGGGCACUGUGCCACUAAGCUGGGCUGAACGGCAAGCUCAAAGCUCAGAGAAGUGGAAUGCUUCUAGAUCAGCCAUGGUUAAAAACAUAUUUCUCGCAGAGCACACAGACACCUAUAUCUGUGACAUCUGCCUGCAAAACACAUCUGUUGUGAGGUGCAGAGAUUGUUUGCCAAGACAGUUCCUGUGCAGUUCCUGCGAUACACAGAUACAUCAGCACAUCCUCCAUAACCGAGAAGCCAUGUUUGAGGGAUUCUAUCAACCCUUAGCCCCAAACAUGAUCAUUCAACUUCAAAAUGAUGGGUCACACCAGAUAAAGCAUGAAGUUCGACUGUUGCCGGUUCGUCUACCUCAACAGUGUACCUGUUCUCCCAGUCAGCUAAAGCUGACCUGUGGCAAAGAGGUCAUCCUUGUUGGAAUUAAUGGACGGUACCAACUAAAUUUGCCAACAUUGAGCUGUUCUCAGUGCAUGAAAAGCUGGACCACUGGACUUGAUGAACUAGUACAAUGUGGAUAUUGGCCUGCUACCAUCAACCACCAGACCAUCUUCCAUGUAGACCUGUUCCAGUCUUUCCAGGAUCUGAAGCAGCUGGCUCCUGGGCUUUCUCGUCAAGCAUUUAUUGGAAUGCUUGAUGAAAGAACAAAGUAUUUUGGCAGAACCGGAAAAAUAUGUGGUGACACAUUCCAGCGGUCAUUUCUGGAGUGGUGCUACGCGCAGCAUGAGGUGGACAAACUGUUGGAAGUUGAGCCCUUCCGGUGUACAGCAUGUUCACCACAAAUGCAUGCUGUAUCAGUGGAUGGAAAUAGAAAAUUAUACCGAUUUAAGAAUGCAUCAGGAAGUGCCACAAAGGGACUUUUUGAUGGCACCUUCCUGGCCAGAGAUGAGGAGGUGUCAAGUUUUGUUGCUCAAAUCCAGCAGGCAACCAAACAUGUAAAUACUCCUGGGAAAGGAAUGUGCGGAUCAUCACAAUGGACAGCUGCAAAAGAGCAUUCUGGGAAAUCUGCCUCAAAAAUUGAUGAGGAGGGGCUGGAAAUCGCUGUGUGCCGGCAUGGGGUGCUUUUGAGAGCACUGAAUAUGUUCAGAGGGGAGAUUUAUGCUUACCCUCUGUAUCUGCAGAAGGAACUGUCCCCCUCAAAUGUUUCCUUUUUCUGUUCAGAUGUGGCAUGCAAGUAUUAUCCGUAUUUGGAAAAGGUCUCCAAUAAGUGCUCUGAACUGCAGGGACUAUUGGAGAUGCAUCCACUUCUUUCAGUGAUGCAUGCCAAAGCACACUCCUGGACAUGUGAGUUGAAAUGGGGUGGACGCAAUCAAGAAGGCGCUGGCAAUACCAUUGGUGAGGAAGUGGAGCAGGUAAAUAGCUUCCUGUCCAGGGCUGCUAUCUCCACAAAAUACAUGUCUAAAGGUGGAAGAACAGACAUGCUCACAGUUCUGGCAAUGGGGUGGAACAAAAAGAAAAUGAGUAACAUGGACAAAAUAUUGGCCCAAAGAUAUGCUAAGGCCGUCCAGAGAGUGGCAGAUGAUAAGCUUAAGCUGGAGGAGCUCAAAGCUGAGUUAAGGAUUGAUGAUGCUGUUAUCCAACAGUGGGUCACUGAGGUGCAACACUGGCCUGAAGCAAAUUCUAGUUUGGAGGGUGAAGCCUCAAGGGAGGUCAUUCUGAAGAAGAAAAUUGAAGGACUGUACCUUAGUGUCAUGCAGAGGAAACAUCGCCUUUACCGUCAGACAGACAGCAACAAGAGACGACAUAAGAUGCGCCAGAAAAUUGCAGAGGAAAAGGCAGCUUUAUCUUCUGCUAUUGAAGAGCUACGUGAACAGACGGACAUCAUUCUGCCUGCUGUUGAUGAGCUUCUCUUGACUGAAAAUUUUGUGUGGUCCUGGACUUAUCUUGGACCCACUGAUCUCAGAACAAAGAAGGCCAUCUUUGACCAGGUGAUGGUGAUCAGGAGAAUGCAAGAGGAGGAGCAAAUUGUAGUUCAGGAGAUGAGGAGGCACUUGAACUCCCUCAUAGGUGUUGCUGGGAGUCUAAAAACCUUACUGCUGGACCAAAGCAAUGGCGCACACUGUGGAUAUCACAGCAUGUUGAGGAGGAGAUUGAGUGUUGUGAAUGCCCAAGUACAUCACACAAAAGCAUCAUUCAGCUUGGCUCUUCAUGGAGAAAUGACAUCCCAAGAUAUGCUGUCUGAGGACAGGGAGGAACAAGUGUCAGAUGUGGAGGACACAUCUGAUGAUGACAAUGACAUUGAUUCUUCAUAAGUACAUUGAGAUUAUUAAAUACCCAUGUCUAGUUCUUUGGGCUUCAAAACAGCUUAUGGUGCAUGAUGUGGUGCAUUAUCACCACAUCAUUUACAGGUAGUUCUCGACUUACGUCCAUUCGACUUUACGACCGUUUUAUGAAAGGUGAGCUACGAAUUUAAGAAUUAAGAAUUUAACUUAUAAUUCGUGCUUAGUUCUUUUUCUCAAAUGAAAAGCGAAUCAACAGCCGAAUUACAACCGAGACUUGCCUAAAUAGUAGCGGCCGUUGGCGUAGUGCACUACUUAGGCUUGCUUUCUAGUGUUGUAGUACGCGGUUUGAGAUUCAGCUAAAGAGCGCACAAUGGAAGAGAAGAGUAUUUUGAUUGACACUGGAAAAAAACAAUCACGAUCGGCACUCGGAAUAACAAGGGGUUGACCAUCAUCCCGGAAGAUAUGUUAUGUUCUGAAUUGCAAUUAGUGUUUUACUUUAAAUUAACUGUAAAAAAAAAAGAAAGUGUAUUAAUAGACGCUUCAAAUGACAUAAAAUGAACAAAGAAAAGUAUGACAUAUAACAAUAAUAAGGAAAAUGAUGAUAAAAUAUGAUUUAAAGAUUUUCAUAACAUCAUUACACAGUACUGUACAUAUAGCCUACUCGAGUUACGUCCAAUCAGCUUUACAACGGGUUUGUUGGAACCAGUCGUCGUCGUAAGUCGAGAACUACCUGUAAUUGCUUUGGCCAAUUCUGUGUUGGGUGGAGAAGACAUCUCUGGGAGUGAAAAACACUUUUUAUUAUUAAAUUUUAUAAUCUGUUCUUUUGAUCACAAAAAUUACAAAGGACACCUACUCAUUCACGUCUUAUUCGAGCUGUGCUGAAUUACUAUAUAUGUAUCACAGGCCUGAGAAUAGCCUGAAUUAAUUUCAUUGUUAUAUCUGUGUGUAUGUGUGUAAUUAUAUAAUUGAGGAGGCAGUUUUUGCACAGGAGACAAGACCCCUGAAGCUUGUAUAUAGUCUUCAUUGUGCAUAUACAGUUAAAUUUGCAUACUAUCAUGAAACGCGCUGUACACUUUCCAGUGCACAUAAUGGAUACUGCUGAAUUGGUAUUAUUCUGUGCAUUUAUCCUUAGUCUAAUGUUAAUAUGGACAAUUGUCAAGAAAAAAAAUGCUUUACAUUGUGAAUAAAUGGUACUGUAUCUGAAUCUU